Molecule: messenger RNA, 2192 nt
Organism: Heteronotia binoei (common prickly gecko)
Lineage: Eukaryota; Metazoa; Chordata; Lepidosauria; Squamata; Gekkonidae
Gene: DTD1
Product: D-aminoacyl-tRNA deacylase 1
Exons: 6
Coding region: 111-734 (207 amino acids)
Biological process (GO): tRNA metabolic process
Cellular component (GO): cytoplasm
Molecular function (GO): D-tyrosyl-tRNA(Tyr) deacylase activity
Source: RefSeq, a predicted model, not a curated record
CGGCUGGCUUCCGGGUCAGAGGUCAGAGGAGAGCUCACCUUCCGCUUCCGCCGCUUCCGAGGGCUCCGGCUGCCUGGCCGGCCGGCCUGCCUCUCCGUGGCGACGGCGUCAUGAAGGCCAUCGUGCAGCGCGUCACCCGGGCCAGCGUGACAGUCGGUGGGGAACAGAUAAGCUCCAUUGGACGAGGCAUUUGUGUACUGCUGGGUCUGUCUGUGGAAGACACUCAGAAGGAACUUGAGCAUAUGGUUCGAAAGAUAUUAAACCUCCGUGUGUUUGAAGAUGAAAGUGGGAAGCACUGGUCUAAAAGUGUAAUGGACAAGCAGUACGAAGUGCUCUGUGUCAGCCAGUUCACUCUGCAGUGUAUUCUGAAAGGCAACAAGCCCGAUUAUCACAUGGCAAUGCCCGCAGACCAAGCUGAAACUUUCUACAACAGCUUCCUGGAACUGCUCCGCAAAACAUACAAGCCAGAGCUCAUUAAAGAUGGCAAAUUUGGCUCACACAUGCAGGUACAUAUCCAGAACGACGGGCCCGUGACCAUAGAACUAGAGUCUCCUGCAGCUCCCAUUGAUUCUAAGCAGCUGGCAAAACUCGAGAAACAGCAACAGAGGAAGGAGAAGACCAGAACGAAGGUGCCCUCUGAAUCAAGCAGAGAGAGGAACAUUCCUAGAAGUAAAAAUGAUCCCAGUGCCAGCAGUGGAGCGGAGGGGGAUGUGUCUUCAGAAAGAGAACCUUAGAUGACCAAAAAGAGGGGCAGGUAGAAGCUCCAUAACAGGCUGCUGGUGACCUUCAGUGCUCAUUAGCGGAUGACACCCAAUUCCUAUCCCAAAAUAUCUGAGGCAGAAAGCAAGAGAGAAACGGGAAGUUCAGGACAACGUCACGUUGUCUUCACAGCCGACCAACCAACCAAAGGAAUCUUGCCUGUAUCCAUUGCUAACGCAUUUAAAAGUGGAGGUGGUAAAUCAUAACUUUUCUGUUUCUUUGGAUCAACUCUUACCUUGCCAUAGGGGUCACUUCUGCACGGUGGCUCCCCGCAUCAGUGGGGAGUAACUGCAUCGUCUGCCUGCCCCACUCAGGUCAUGAAACGUCCUUGUCCUGCUGAGUGUCUGCCCUGCUCAUCCCGUGAAUCCUUUGCCAUCCUGCAGAGCUUGGAACUGGGGGAAGGGGGGGGGGGAAUCAUGCUUGAAAUCUCACCAUAGAAACAGUCCCUUUCUCAGGCCCGAGGGGCGGAGGAGCCCGUGGCUCACAUGAUCCCCUGGUUUCCGAGCUACUUCAUGGAGUUUGGAAGUACACCAUUACCCUGAUGAGCUCCAGUCCUCUUCCUGGUUUUGGAGUUGUGGUGUGUGUGUGUGGGGGGGAUUGUCCUGAAACCUUUGUGCUGAUCUUUGAGGUCCCUUCUGAGUGCCUCUGAAAACCAGCAAAGUGUCAAAAACAGCACACCACUCCUCUCUUACACACAGAUUGGGGGGCUCUGCCCUGCAUGGAUAUUUGGCUGGUCAUUUGUGGAUCCCUCAUUCCUGGUCACCAAUGGGAUUCGGGUGGCCUGAGGCCUGGAAACCACGCCACUGCCAUUACCUAACCACCGUCCCUUUGGUCUCAGCCGGGCCCACCAUUACUUUGGUGUGGUGGAAGCCUCUGCAGGCUGACUCCAUGACACCUCCACAAGAAUGCAGGAAGCCCCUGGCCACGUGGGAGGAGCCCCGUUGCUGCAUCCCUCCCGGCAGGUGGAAGAGGAACCACAGUGUAGGCACAGGGCUUCCCACAUCUCCUGAAUGGUUGGGGUGAGGAGCAGUGCUGCACCAGCUCCCCAGUUGACUUCGAUAAGAAGGGAAGGGCUUUUGAAUACAGGCUGGAGCAGUGCUGGAACAACGGAUCAGAUGAUCCCUUUUGAUAAACUCAACUUUUUUUCCCUCGUGCUUUCACUUGAACUCAAAAAAAGCAGGCUUCUGUUUUGAUGUGCAGUGUCAUCUGGUGUCUCUUUUCGUAGCACUGAACACAAAACGUGUGCACAUUGACUGUGUAUUUCGUGUGCGUGUGUGUCUAGCUGUACGAUCUUUGUGGAAAAUAUGUAGGCGAGGCACAUCUGCCAGUUAUUUAUCCUGUGAACUGUGUGUGUGUGUGUCUGCGUGUUUUAUGUCCUUUGAACUUUUUCAAAAUGAGGAAAAAAACUUUAUUAAUAAAGUGUGCCUCUUGAA